Molecule: messenger RNA, 1467 nt
Organism: Aspergillus steynii IBT 23096
Lineage: Eukaryota; Fungi; Ascomycota; Eurotiomycetes; Eurotiales; Aspergillaceae
Product: kinase-like protein
Exons: 3
Coding region: 1-1467 (488 amino acids)
Biological process (GO): spliceosomal complex assembly; protein phosphorylation; regulation of mRNA processing
Molecular function (GO): protein kinase activity; ATP binding
Source: RefSeq, a predicted model, not a curated record
AUGCCAGUUUGUGCGGAAGACAGGGCUAUAUACUCCCAGCAGCCAGAUCUAGUUGAGGCCGGGAUUGCCGUUUUGGACUUCAUCACGUGCCAAUAUGGCCUUCGCCAAUUUCAGAGCUCCUCCAGAAACAUCUCUGAACAAUUGCGUCGACAUACCAUCUUUCGCUGCUCGAAGAUAUCCACGAGCCCUGCAUCGCUUUUUAGAACGCUGACCCCACGUGGACCCUGUUUCCCAAUCAUUCAAUCCCUUUUCUGCCCUCAACAUCUUAAAUGGAGAUCAUCCGCACGACAGGGCUCCACAAUACCAGAGAACCACCGCAUCGAAUACAACUGGAUCAAGGGCGUGGAGACCCUUGAAAAAUACCGUCCCGGAGGCUACCAUCCCCUCAGGAUCGGGGACGUACUGAACAAUCGAUACCAAGUUGCAGAUAAGCUAGGCUUCGGCGGGUACUCGACUGUCUGGUUAGCAUUAGACACUCAUCUACAGCGCUAUGUCGCGGUGAAGGUGACUAUCGCGGACUCGGUUCCGCGGGAGACGAACAUCCUCAAGACAUUAUCAGCUCCUCGUUCGUUGUCUCAUCAUCCAGGAUCUGACUCGGUGCCUGUCAUCCUAGAUGAAUUCACCCUGCAAGGACCUAACGGGAUACAUUCCUGUUACGCGAUGACCCCUGCGCAAUGCAACCUGAGAGACAAAUCCUUUAGUCGGCUUUUCCCUCUCGAUGUUGCGAGGACAUUUUCGUAUAGACUUGCGCAGGCUGUUGCGUAUACCCAUUCUCGGGGGUAUGUUCAUGGAGAGACCGUCCCCAUCACCCGAUACGACGGUGGCCCGUUCCCAUCAAACGCCCCAUCCAGCGCCGUCAUCCCUCUCUUCCUAGGCAAAUACGCAGAGGAGUUCACAUUAAACGACGCACGCCCGGUCCUAAGCGACUUCGGAGAAGCAUUCCCUGCUUCAGAACCUCGUCUUGGCCAAGACUGCCACACGCCGCCUGCGUUUCGGGCUCCAGAGGCGAAGUUUCAACCGCUGACUCCCCUGUCAUAUCCCUCGGAUAUCUGGAGUCUAGCGACAGCGAUCUGGGAGAUCAUCGGGAUGAAAGCCGUUUUCAGCACUGAGUUCGUACCCGAGGAUGAAAUCAUAGCACAGCAAGUUGAUGUCCUCGGAUCUAUGCCAUCCGAGUGGUGGACGCGGUGGGAUGGACGAGCUAGAUUUUUCGAUGAUGAUGGGUGUCCUACGGACUCUUAUGUGAAAAAUAAAUGGCCGACGCUGGAGGGAUCGUUUGAGGAGGGCGUGCAGAAGUGGAGACGGAGACGGGGCCCCGCGAUCCAGGAGAGUGAGAAAGCUGCGUUUCUCGAUUUAAUGCGACGGAUGCUGUCGUUCCGGCCGGAGGAGAGACCCACUGCUGAGGAGGUGCUGGAGUCGGAGUGGAUGGUGGAAUGGGCGGCGCCUGACUGCGAGAGGGGCGGAGAUUAA